AUGGGUCAACAUUUGUCAAUUGUGAAUCAGCAAAUUGUUGACUGGACUAACGAAGAUGAAAUGGCGCUUGAUUCGAAUUCGAUUACUUUUGCUAAUGGUAAAGAAAAUAUCAAUUUAUUUCUAUCGAUGAAAACACUUUCUGAUCCAUCAACAAAUCAAACUCAAUAUAAUAGCAAUAAUCAAAUGUUGAGUUCAGAAAGAUCAUUGAUAAAACAAAUUCAAAAUCAUCUAUUAUUAUUAACGAAGACCGAUGAAUUCACAGAGACCAAUACCAAAGUCAACAAAAUACUUAUGGAAAAUAGUUUUGUACUUGUUGCUGACCAUUAUCGAAAGGCACUUCAAGAAAUAAAAACUAUUUUCGACAAGCAACAACAACUACAAAAGUCUUUAAGGAAAAAACUAGGUAAUGAUAAUAACACUAAUGAAUGCAUUUUUGCAGAGUCAUUUGCCGAAUCUUCAGUCACGAACAAAAAUAUUCUGCUGACUGAGACUACAACAUCCAUUCACGGUGCUCAGACAUCUACAGUUGAAGAAGAAAUGCAACAAAAAGCAGAAAUUGAAACUCAAAAGUUUUCUUAUUUUGCUAUACAAUUGUUAACAUCAUUAUUGCUAGUUUCAAUCAAAGCAAAUGAAAGAAUCGAUUCAUCAAUUGCUACACAAAUAAUAAUAUUAGCCAGUCAAUUGUUCGAACAAAUUCCUAUUAGAUUUUUAUCAUCUUUUGAACUAUCGUCAAAUAGCAACAACUUGAUGUUUAAAUCGUUGAAACCAUUGAUAAAUUAUAUAAAUGAAUUAUCUUUGUCAACAGAUCCCAUUUUAGCAGCACAAGCUGUGCAAAUUUUGUUAAAAUUUUCGAUUGCACAAGCAUCAUUCCAUGAUCUUCUACCCAUAAUAAGUAAAUUGAUAUUCAACACAACUGACAUUUACAAUGUACGAUAUUUAUUUGGACAACUGAACAAUAGUCUUACAAAAAUUCUCACACAAUUCGAACAAGAAAAACAAGAGUUAGGCAACAGACCACCAAAUGAUUUUGAUUCCAGAGAAGACAAAGCAAAUUAUAUCAUAUCGGAGAAAACAACAGGUUAG
Molecule: messenger RNA, 1083 nt
Organism: Rotaria sp. Silwood2
Lineage: Eukaryota; Metazoa; Rotifera; Eurotatoria; Philodinida; Philodinidae
Source: the annotation of a GenBank genome assembly